Molecule: messenger RNA, 1077 nt
Organism: Scomber japonicus (chub mackerel)
Lineage: Eukaryota; Metazoa; Chordata; Actinopteri; Scombriformes; Scombridae
Product: zona pellucida sperm-binding protein 3-like
Exons: 8
Coding region: 1-1077 (358 amino acids)
Biological process (GO): binding of sperm to zona pellucida; positive regulation of acrosome reaction; egg coat formation
Cellular component (GO): extracellular matrix
Molecular function (GO): acrosin binding
Source: RefSeq, a predicted model, not a curated record
AUGGUAACUCCAGGUCACACAGUUUCUCUGGCGCUGCUGUUGUUGCUUGCCUUUGUUGUUGCAGAUGCCAUUCGACCAUUGAAAGAGGGACCAAUGAUCGAUUCUGAGGGAAGGGAAUAUAAAUCUGCUAUAUCUAGAAUUGACGAGGAAAACAUCAGCGGACCACAACUCACAAAUGACAGAUCUACUGUCCAUGUACAAUGCACAGAAGCAUCAAUGAUCGUUCAUAUAAGGGCUGACUUGUAUGGAAAAGGACGUUUUGUGUCUCCUGAAGAGUUUUUUUUGGGAGAAGUGGAGCAUUCGGAGGGCAGUUGGUGCCAAGCUACUGCUACUAGUGACACUGAAUAUGUCAUAGAAGCUCAACUGCAAGACUGUGGCUCUGAGUUAACCAUGACUGAGGACUUUAUGAUCUACUCAAACAAGCUGAUAUUCUCACCAGCUGCCAGUUAUCAUGGCAUUGUAAGGAUGGCCGAUGCUGUGGUUCCAGUUUCCUGUAGCUAUAAAAGGACACACUUAGUAAGCAGUAACACUCAGCAGCCGCCCCUCACACUCUCCACCCCUACAAAGCCUUCAACGGGGAACUCUGCUUUCUCUCUAAAGCUGAUGACUGAUGACUGGACAAGAGAGAUUUUCUCCAGUGUCUUUUAUCUUGGAGACAUCCUGCACCUUGAGGCGUCUUACACUGAUCCUGAUGCAGCAGCAAGACAACUCUUCAUCGACAGCUGUGUUGCCACUCUGACACCUGAUGUAACAUCAGUCCCCAGAUACUAUUUCAUUGAAAACAAUGGGUGCCUCACUGAUUCAAAAGAGGAAGGAUCAAAUACACUGUUCAGACCUCAAGUAAGGGCUGAUACGCUUCAACUGGAGCUCGAUGUCUUCAUGUUUCAUCAGGAUCCGAGGAACUCAAUAUUUAUCACAUGCCAAAUGAAGGCUUCUUCUGAAGUGUGGAAGAGCAGCCCCAUCAACAAGGCCUGCAAUCAUGUGAAUUCAAGAUGGGAAAAUGUGGUUGGAAAUGAUGACGUUUGCCGGUGUUGUGACGGUAUGUGUCACGGAAGUUCUCCCAAAGGUGACAAAUGA